AAUUCUAAACUCCAUGCUCUCCCACAUUCAAUCAAAAUUAUACCCAUUUUCCCUUUUUCCCUUUUUUUCUUUAAUCAGAUCUGCCAAAGUUUUCCAAAAAGCGUGAAUUUCAUAUUGUUGUUCUUGAUACUGUGCUGAUUCGUUCUCAUGGCGUAUGAUAAUCCAUUCGACGAAGAAGAAGAAGAAGUUAACCCGUUUGGGGACCAAAGCACUCAAGGUAGCGGUCCAUUUAAUAUGGCAAAUCCUGGGAGCAAGCCGUCUGCAUCAAGCUCAAGACUUUCCCCUCUUCCACCUGAACGUGCUGAUACUGUAGAUAUUCCUAUUGAUAGUACCGCCAUGGAAUUAAAGAGGAAGGAGGAGGAACUUCAUGCUAGGGAGGCUGAACUGAAGAAGAGGGAACAAGAACUGAAAAGGAAAGAAGAUGCCAUAGCACGGGCUGGGAUCGUUAUAGAGGAAAAGAAUUUUCCACCAUUCUUCCCUAUUAUUCACCACGAUAUUGCGAAUGAAAUUCCAGUUCAUCUACAGAAGAUGCAAUAUGUGGCAUUCCUGACACUAUUGGGUCUUGUUGUCUGUCUUGCCUGGAACAUUGUUGCCGUUGCCUUAGCAGCUUGGGUGAAUGAAGAAGGUCCAAUGAUCUUCUUUCUUGCUAUCAUCUACUUCAUAACAGGUGUCCCUGGAGCCUAUGUGUUGUGGUAUCGCCCUCUCUAUCGUGCGAUGAAGAGCGAUAGUGCAUUGAAGUUAGUUUGGUUUUUCUUGAGUUACAUGUUUCACAUUGGAUUCUGUGUUGUUGCUGCUGUUGCGCCUCCCAUCUUUUUUAAGGGGAAAUCUUUGACUGGUAUCUUGCCUGCACUCGAAGUUUCUUUCAGCAGUUCUUUCGUUGGGAUAUUCUACUUUAUUGGAUUCGGGCUAUUCGCCAUCGAAUCACUGAUGAGCAUAUGGGUCAUUCAGCAAGUGUACAUGUAUUUCCGGGGAAGUGGCAAAGCGGCAGAGAUGAGGAGGGAAGCUGCAAGGCAAACUAUGAUGGCAGCGCUAUGACACCACAGCUGUGGAGUGGCGGUGGGUGGCGGUAGCGCUGGUCUGGGCUUCGGGCUUUGGAUUCUUCGAUUGCUUUUAUAUCUUUUCUCCUCUCAAUUCAACCUGCAGAUCUGAACUGGCCACUGGUACUAGAUGAACAUAUACAGGCUGUUUAUAUAGUGACACUACAUUAGUCCUUGCAUAAAUGCUGCAUUUACUGCAUACUCAACAUUGAAUUUGACUGAUAGUUUUUUACCCCCUUUUUCUUUUUCCUCUUUUCUGGUUAGAAGUUUUUGUUUGUUUGUUUUUUGCAACUUUUUCAGA
This is a messenger RNA of Ipomoea triloba (trilobed morning glory), 1338 nucleotides long. Its product is annotated as secretory carrier-associated membrane protein 1-like. Gene Ontology annotation, cellular component: trans-Golgi network membrane; recycling endosome membrane. The transcript is spliced from 13 exons. The coding region runs from base 148 to 1035 and encodes 295 amino acids. The record is from RefSeq and is a predicted model, not a curated record. Lineage: Eukaryota; Viridiplantae; Streptophyta; Magnoliopsida; Solanales; Convolvulaceae. Gene Ontology annotation, biological process: protein transport.